AUAGAGAUUACGGUAUAUUUCUUCGUUGUAUUGAUUGUAGUGGCCCUGUUAUUUCCUAAAUGUUACUGAAAUUAGCUGCUGUCGGGAAGUGAAAACAAUUAAUGGACAUUUAGGAAGGAAAGUGUGUGGCUUCUUUCGCGGGCUAGCUACAUCAAACAUUACGGUAAACUUCCACCAUACUUGGUGCUCGGUGCUCACUGCCACCCAGCGGCUAACGUCAGUAGCUACGUGACUGAAGUACGUUACUCUGUGAGCUGACUCCUGUGGUUGUGGACACCUGCGUCAGGUGUGUACACUCACACUCUCUACUUCUCAUGACUGCCAGACAAGUAAAGUGAAGCAUUUAAUACCAAAUGACAUACUGAGAGGUCAACAAGUAUAUAAGAUAUAAUGAAACACACAGCAACUCCCCACCCAUACUUGCUGGCCUCUCUGCAGUAAUGUCUAAGUGGCUGAAUGAUGGCGAAGUGCUGGUGGGUCAAGGCAGUGGUGAGGCAGUACCAGUGAGCCCCAGAUUGCGGGCCUACCAGCUGGGAGCCCAAGGCCAGGAUGGGGCACACGUAGUCCACUGGCUUCACCCAGAGCCAGAGAGGCAGUGCCAGGAAGCCCACUGGCAGAGACCAUGGGCAAGGCCAAGGAGCUGUUUGUGCUGUGUGACAAAGAGGGGAAAGGGUUCAUCACAAAGCGGGAUAUGCAGAGGCUAGAAGUGGAGUUGCCGCUGUCUCCUGAACAGCUGGAGACGGUGUUUGAGAGUCUGGACCGGGAGAGCAAUGGAUUCCUUACUCCUGCUGAGUUCAACACAGGACUUGGUGAGUUUGUGGGGCUGGAGGACACGAUUGAGAUGAGUCAAGACGAAGCAGAAGAGGAUCCGGACCAUGUGGACUGGUCCCAGGAACCACCCGUACUUAGAUUUGUAAACAUACUGAUGGAGCUGGGAGCUGACCAACUCUUCAAAGAUCAGCAGGAGCUCUCUUCCCUGUGGUGUGAACUCCAGAGAGACAGACCAGAGCUGCUGAGCAUCCUGGACGGCGUCCUGAUCCACGCAGUGUCCCGUUUACAGGACUCCAUCAGAGAGAGAGAUAGUCUGGAACAAGCUCUACGCAGACGGGAGAGUGAACAUGAUCAGGUUGUUCGGUCCAUAUAUGAAGAAAUGGAAAACCAAAUCAGAGAGGAGAGAGAGAAACACCUGUCUCAGGACAGUAUUGGACAGAAGCAGAGAGCGCAACAACUUGAGGAGGAGCUGAAGAUGCAGGAGCAAGAGUUGGAGAAUACACUGACCCAACAGAAAAAGCUGGAGAUCAGAAUCCGGCAGCUGAGCUGUGAACAGGCAAACAUUAAGGAGCAGAACCAGCAGCUGCGGAGCCUCAACACCCAGUUACAGGAGCAGGUGGAGAGCAGCAGAGAGCAGCUGCAGGCCGCUCUGGGUCAGCUCAGCCUGCUGCAGCUCAGCACUGCCCAAGAACAAGUGGCCAGACAGAGAAACGUGAUGAAGGUGUCAAGGAACAUGCAGAAAGAGAAGGAUAGUCUCUUGAAACAACUGGAGCUAUUGAGGGAUAUGAACAAAAGGCUGCGAGAUGAGAAAGAUGCCCAACAGUCUCAGAAGAGGAAUCCAAAUGUCACAAAGCCUUUGCAGAAGAAAGGGUCAAUCAUAGGUAACUACUUACUGCAGGACAAGCCAUUGAAAAGACAGCUGAGCUCAUCCAAUGAGUUGGAGCAGGACAAAGACACAGAGGUGACAAAUUCAUCCAAGAGACACCAACCGUCAUGUAGAGUCAGGUGUGAAAAUGUUGAACAAGUGCAAACCCAGAGCACAGUUGUCAGUCCUCAGCGAGUGUUCAAGGUGGUAUUCCUGGGUAACACAGGGGUGGGUAAGAGCUCCUUCAUCCAGCACUACUGCACAGGACAUUUCUACAGUAAAAUGAGCACUACAGUGGGUAUAGAUUUCCAGAUGAAGACUUUAACCCUGGGCUCCACCACCAUCACCCUGCAGCUUUGGGACACUGCAGGACAGGAGAGGUUUCGCAGCAUCACUGAGCAGUACUACCGGAAAGCUGACGGUAUCCUUGCCAUGUAUGACAUAACUCAAUCCUCCUCUUUCGCCGCUGUGAGAGGGUGGAUUGACUCUGUGAAGGAGAAGAUGUGUGAAGGUGCGGUACUGAUGCUGCUGGCGAACAAGCUGGACUUGGCAGACAGUCACAGCAGAGAAGUGACAACAGGCGAGGGGCAGAGACUAGCAGAGCAGCACCAAGCUUUGUUUUAUGAGUGCAGUGCCAAAACUGGAUGUAACAUGGAGGAGCUGAUGACUUGUCUGGCUGGGAUGUUACUCUCCAAGCAUGAUCAACAAUGUGAAGAAGAUGCACUUUUACUGACUGAGGUAAAAGCUAAAAGAGGUUGCUGUACGUAAACAGAGGAUGAAAGGCUUUUGAAAAACUUUUAACUAAAAACUCCCAGGCCCAAGUCCUGAGGUCACCUAAAUCAUUUCAAGACACAGAC
Messenger RNA from Perca flavescens (yellow perch), 2493 nucleotides. It is a transcript of the gene cracr2b, whose product is annotated as calcium release activated channel regulator 2B. The transcript has 18 exons. The record is from RefSeq and is a predicted model, not a curated record. Bases 623 to 2404 code for a protein of 593 amino acids. Gene Ontology annotation, molecular function: calcium ion binding; GTP binding; GTPase activity. Lineage: Eukaryota; Metazoa; Chordata; Actinopteri; Perciformes; Percidae.